GCGUCCUGCUGGACCCAGGAACAUGGACGCGGACUGCUUGUCUUUUUCUUCGCAGAGCAGCGCGAGGACUUCGUCGAACUCUCCCGGUCUGGAGCACGGUUCGGGCUCGGGUUCUGGUUCCGGAUCAUUCCUCUCCUGCGAGGAGCUGCAGAAAGCCUCGCACCUUCCUCCCCCUCACCGCCUCGGCCUCCGCGGGGAUCUUUACGCAGCGGCCUUGGGCAGGUUCGGCGAUGCUGCGGGGGACUUUACGCACGGCUCCGCGCCGCCGAACCCGCCCGGAUCUCCGUCCAAACACGGCAAGUUCAUCGUGGGUUUGAACCAGGACCGAAAAACGGCGACGAAAACGGUGUUUUAUGAAAACAGCACAGAAGUCCGAGAGAAAGCAGCUCUGAAAGCCAUGGCGUACGCUGGCAUCAACACCGACUGCUGCAGCAAGCUGAAGGAGGCGGGCAGCAGCUUGCAGGGAGACUCCAUCGCCGACUCCAUAGACCUAUCAGGGAAGAACAAGAAGCGGCGCAACCGCACCACCUUCAGCACGUUUCAGCUGGAGGAGCUGGAGAAAGUUUUUCAGAAGACACAUUAUCCUGACGUGUACGCCCGAGAGCAGCUGGCUCUGAGGACGGAGCUCACUGAGGCUCGGGUUCAGGUUUGGUUCCAGAACCGCAGGGCCAAGUGGAGGAAACAGGAGCGCUACGGGAAGAUCCAGGAGGUCCGCAACCACUUUGCUGCUUCUUAUGAUAUUUCUCUUCUCCCUCGACACGAUGCGUAUCAGAUCCAGGGCAACCUGUGGCCCGGUGCAGCUUCAGGGGGAGGGAGCGGUUCGGGUGCUGCCUGCGUCCUAGGAGCUGACUCCAUUCCCUCAUCCUGCAUGAGUCCGUAUUCUCACCCCCACAGCAACCUGCAGAGCUUCAUGGGCAUGUCCACCUCCCCCAGCCACCCACACCACCACCACCCGCCUCACCACCCCGGUAUUAACGGUCUCUAUUCGCUCCAUGGCUUUCCAGGAGGUCUCGGGCCCCCUUCUAUGGAAGGGCCGGAGGCUGACUACAAACCGACGAGCUUGGUGGCGCUGAGGAUGAAAGCCAAAGAGCCGGGCAGCAUUAUCUCCUGGCCCACAUGACCUCCAUCAUAACAGCUCCUCUUUAAUGCACCGACUGAGCCAAAGCAUUACUUUCUGGAGCCAGAAACAGACUCCGAUGUACGAAACCCACGUCAGCGUUCGACCCACAUAUUUCCUCUUUACAUUUAUGCAAACCAACAUGGAGGCUUUUUACAGAAUAUUUUGGAUUAUUAAAGGAUUGUGGGCAACUUUCUCAAAAGUGACCAUAUUAUUAACGUUCUUGUAUGUUCAUACAGCAACACCGAAAAGGGAAGUUAUUUAAAAAAAAUGUAAUUAUCAUAUUACUCCUUGUUUCAUGUUUGUUGUGAUUUACAGUGAGACCAGUAAUAAAGGCUUUCAUCUUUGUCAGCAGCUGUCUAACUAAUUU
Molecule: messenger RNA, 1487 nt
Organism: Nematolebias whitei (Rio pearlfish)
Lineage: Eukaryota; Metazoa; Chordata; Actinopteri; Cyprinodontiformes; Rivulidae
Gene: alx3
Product: ALX homeobox 3
Exons: 4
Coding region: 23-1120 (365 amino acids)
Biological process (GO): regulation of transcription by RNA polymerase II
Molecular function (GO): DNA-binding transcription factor activity, RNA polymerase II-specific; RNA polymerase II transcription regulatory region sequence-specific DNA binding
Source: RefSeq, a predicted model, not a curated record